GCUCGAUAGGUGCUGUGAACGGUGCUUUAGAUCUUCUGUCAACGAUGGUUAGGAAAGCGUGGGUUGUCCUCCUCUGGCUGCCAUGGCUGUCACCAUCGGAUGGCGCGGCCAUCAGCGUGUGCGCGAUGACUCUGGACCAACUCACCCGUGUCUACCUUUGCGCCCGACCUAUAAUACCUCAAAUAGUUAUUGACGUAUUCGACGCACAGAUCAAGGUAUUUCCUGGAAAGACCCAAGCAGAGGUGACACGGAUGGUGUGCAGUGCUGUAGACGACGACAGCGACCUAGUGUAUGAAGACUUCAUGGAGAAUUUCACGCCAGAUGUCAAAGCCAUCGUUUCAGCAGUUUUGCAGGAGUGCGAGAGGUCAGCGUGAAUAGCUGGCACGCCCGGUGGCCGCUGACGCAAGCCCAGGAGGAAGCUUGAUCACCGCCCUCUGCAAUAAACGUGGAACCACAAUUUC
Messenger RNA from Dermacentor andersoni, 461 nucleotides. RefSeq lists its product as uncharacterized. Lineage: Eukaryota; Metazoa; Arthropoda; Arachnida; Ixodida; Ixodidae. The record is from RefSeq and is a predicted model, not a curated record.